CUCUCCCGCCGUGGCUGGGGCAAUGCGGAUGGGGAAGUACGAGAUGGGGCGGGCGCUCGGGGAGGGCCACUUCGCCAAGGUCAGGCUGGCGCGCCACGCCGACACCGGCGCCGCCUUCGCCAUCAAGAUCCUCGACCGCCACCGCAUCCUCGCCAUGAACAUCCACCACCAGAUUAAGAGGGAGAUCGCCACGCUCAAGCUGCUCAACCAUCCCAAUGUCGUCCGCCUCCACGAGGUUUCAGCUAGCAAGACCAAGAUAUACAUGGUCCUUGAAUAUGUAAAUGGAGGAGAGCUAUUUGACAAAAUAGCAUUAAAGAGUAAGCUGUCAGAGAAGGAAGGAAGAAGACUCUUCCAGCAACUGAUGGAUGCUGUAAGCUAUUGCCACGAGAAGGGAGUUUAUCAUAGGGACCUUAAGCCAGAAAAUGUCCUAGUUGAUGCAAAAGGAAACAUAAAGGUUUCGGAUUUUGGACUAAGUGCCCUUCCACAAAAUCAAUGGAAAGAUGGAUUAUUGCAUACCACAUGUGGCAGCCCAAACUACAUUGCCCCUGAGGUCCUCCUCAACAGAGGUUAUGAUGGCUCUUUGUCCGACAUAUGGUCUUGUGGUGUCAUCCUAUAUGUGAUGCUUACAGGGAAUCUUCCAUUUGAUGACCAAAAUACAGUUGUCCUUUAUCAGAAGAUUCUGAAGGGGGAUGCUCGUAUUCCUAAAUGGCUCACCCCAGGUGCCCAAGAUAUACUUCAAAAGAUCUUGGAUCCUAACCCAGUUACACGCUUAGAUAUGACUGGAAUAAGGGCGCAUGACUGGUUCAGGCAAGAUUACACUCCUGCUAUGCCUUUUGAUGAUGAUGAUGAUGAUGUAGACAAUAACAUCGGUGAUGACAGCCCAAAUAUGACUGAGCAUCAAGACAAUGAAGGAAAACCAGCAAUCAGCCAAAUCAAUGCAUUCCAGCUCAUCGGGAUGUCUUCAUGCCUUGAUCUAUCUGGAUUUUUUGAGAAAGAAGAUGUUUCUGAAAGGAAAAUCAGAUUUGUAUCAAAUUAUUCCCCUACUUCUCUAUUUGAGAAGAUUGAGAGCAUUGUCACAGAAAAGGGUUUCCAAGUACAGAAGAACAGUGGCAAGCUAAAAGUGAUCCAAGUUUGUAAAGAACCAGCAAAUCCAAGAGGGCAUGGAACUUUGUUGAUUUCUGCUGAGGUGUUUGAGAUCAGUGAAUCUCUUUAUGUUGUUGAGCUAAAAAGGUCGUCUGGAGACUGUUCCCUAUACAGACAGCUAUGUGCAUCACUCUCAGAGGACUUGGGCAUAUGCAAAAGCCAACAGCUUUUGGGAAAAGAUUCUACGAGACAAGACCUUUAUCGAUAUAACAGUAGCUUUUGAUACAAGGGUCUCUCUAGCUUUUAGUUGUGAAGGCUCUAGCUUUUUGAACAAGAGCCUGAAAAAGAGUAUGACACAGUUUUGUAAAACUAAAUUGUAAAUACAAAACUAUGCAAUUGUGCACUGGAAAAGAGUAUACUGACCAUCCACACAUAACCGAUCCAUUUCCCUGAAGAGUUCAUUGGUACAUUACUACUUCUCCCUAGGCAAUUUGGCUGCUGAGAGUGUAUCAAACUAUGAUGUAAAACAGUUUAAGUGUGCAGAAAAUAGUUACCUGAUCAUUGUGUUCCUUGGAAGUUGUGUUGGACCGUGUAAGUUCUU
This is a messenger RNA of Oryza brachyantha (malo sina), 1684 nucleotides long. RefSeq names its product CBL-interacting protein kinase 21. The record is from RefSeq and is a predicted model, not a curated record. Bases 23 to 1366 code for a protein of 447 amino acids. Lineage: Eukaryota; Viridiplantae; Streptophyta; Magnoliopsida; Poales; Poaceae. The transcript has 13 exons. Gene Ontology annotation, biological process: signal transduction; protein phosphorylation. Gene Ontology annotation, molecular function: ATP binding; protein kinase activity.